Amphiprion ocellaris (clown anemonefish) is the source of this 1994-nucleotide messenger RNA. Its product is annotated as zona pellucida sperm-binding protein 4-like. The transcript has 13 exons. Lineage: Eukaryota; Metazoa; Chordata; Actinopteri; Pomacentridae. The record is from RefSeq and is a predicted model, not a curated record. Gene Ontology annotation, molecular function: acrosin binding; structural constituent of egg coat. Gene Ontology annotation, cellular component: egg coat. Bases 63 to 1916 code for a protein of 617 amino acids. Gene Ontology annotation, biological process: prevention of polyspermy; binding of sperm to zona pellucida.
GAUCAAUUAACCGGGAGGCUUGAGUACUUGUAGCGGGGCAGGAGGAGGCAUUAGGCGGCUAUAUGAGUGCUUUCUGUCGGAUGGCUGGGCUCCGGGUCAAGCUGCUGGUUCUGGUUCUGGUUCUGACUGUCCAGGGAUGGGAGGUGAUCAACGAAACUGAGCUUGUCCGUUUGUACGAGAGCGGAAGGUGGAGUGAAGCAGUGAGCGUUGCAGAGCCAGAUGACAAAGACUAUCACAAUUAUGAAGAUGAAGUUCCUGGGAAAACUAUCCUGGAAUCUGAAGCUGAAGGUGAAGUUGGCAGCUUUGACCCCUUUGCCGAAUUUGGAUUUGAGGUGGAUGGAGUAGAUUCUGGUCCAAGAAUCUUGGCUAAGGAUGAUGAUGAUGAUGAUGAUGAUGAAGUUCCUGGGAAAACAAUCCUGGAAGCUGAAACUGAAGGUGAAGUUGGCAGCUUUGACCCCUUUGCCGAAAAUGGAUUUGAGGUGGGCGGAGGAGAUUCUGGUCCAAGAAUCUGGGCCGACAGUAAAGAAAGUGAAUUUGAGGUGCAGUUUGUAGAUGGCCCUUUCAGAAGCUGGACUGGCAGCAUCAGUCCGAUUUCUGCAAACGUACUUCUGGCUUGCAGUGAUGCUGGCUUCCACAUCACUCUGCUAACGGGCAAGCUAAGUGAAGCUAAAGUUUUGGGCGCUAAGGACUUUGUGUCUCUCGGGGAUGCUGAGGAGUCUUGUGGUUUUGACGUGAACCCCUUGGAGAACACCUUGACUGUACCCUUCAGUGGGUGCAAUGUGAAACAACAUGGUGAUGGCUACAGUCUGCAGUUGCUACACGUCGAUUCGUUUGAUCGGCUGCAAGUUUCUACCAUGUCUUGUAAGGAAAAUAAAAAGUCGGACUCUGACCUGUACCCUCGUGGUGGCAGACCACACACAUGCGUCGUUCCAACUGCUCCACACUCGGAACCAUCGCCACCACCAAAGGCACAAAAUUGUGCUGUUACCAUGGCAGAGCGGUUGACAUGUGGGUAUUCAGGAAUAUCUCUCUCAGAGUGUGAGAAGAUUGGAUGUUGUUUUUGUUCAUCUAGAUCUUCCUGCUACUACCCGCUUGAUGAGUGCACUGCAGAUCAACACUUUGUUUUUGCCAUUCGCCGCGACUCUGCAUCCAUCCCUGUGGAUCCCACCAAGCUGGUUAUUCCUGGGAAUGCUGGCUGUAAACCAGUUAUUCUUAAUGACAACGUCGCCAUCUUUAAGUUCAAAGUUACAGAAUGUGGAACUCGUGUUUAUCAUGUUGGUGAGGUGAAGAUCUACCUGGCUGAAGUUCAGACUAUUGUCCAAGCCCUGAACCUCAAGUUUGGCUUGAUUACAAGAACUAAUCCACUCAGAUUCUUGAUCGAGUGUCGCUACAGCAGACUGGGAGCUGCUCAGCCAUCGCUGGCUACCGUUGGCUACAUGGUCAAAACUCCGCCUUCCAGUCUGCCAUCAGCAAUCGUCUCCAACGGCUUGUAUGGUGUCCAGUUGAGAAUCGCAACAGAUCAAACGUAUAAAAAAUUCUACCCCACUUACCACCAGCCCUUGAGACUGCUCCUUGGCAAUCCUGUUUAUCUUGAGUUGCGGCUGAAGUCGCCCAAACCAGAUGCAGUAAUUCUUGUCAACUACUGCCUCGCUUACCCUCGAUCUGCAAAGAACGCUCUGGUGCUUAUUUACGAAGGGUGUGCAAACCCUCAUGAUCCAAACGUGUCCAUCCUUCAAAUCAGUGGCGUUCCCAAAAAUCGUCACAGAAGACGCUUUACUGUGACUGCCUUCCAGUUUAUGGAACAGAAGACAAACCAGUACCUUGAUGAAGAAAUCUAUUUCAUGUGCUCUGCAGAAGUUUGUAGGCCAACAGAAAAGAAAUGUGAAGAGCGGUGCUUUGAUGGAAAGACACCGUGAGGAUUUGCAACAGACGAGCCAUUAAAUAUGAUUUGAACUGGAAAUAAUAAAUGGCAACAUUUUUUUUAUUAUACAAGA